AUGGAGCCUCACCACCACCACACCUCCCCACCCGGUCCUCUGCGCUCAACACACCUUCACCUCGCUCAGGACCACCUUGUUAACAACACCAACGACCAGGCAACAGCAACCACAACCGACUCUCCUACCCACACCGAGCUCUCGGCGUCCUCUGAACAACAGCCCGGCGAGGAAGACUUGGCGACUUUCACAACCACACCUCUACGGAAACACGUAGCUUCGACUGCUGCCUUGUCGUCGUCGUCCUCACCCUCCCCUUCACCAGCUUCGUCUCAACUAGCUUCGUCGCCAACCUCUCCAGUAUUAUCCUCAGCCCCACUGCUCACACGUGUCCCAGGCACUCCUCCAACCAACCCACCACCCCGCUUCUUCACCCGACCCUACCGCCGCCCAAUUGACCACUCCCACCACCACGGUUCGGCCCAUGGAGCAGGAUACCUCAACAGCCAAGGCAGCGCCAGUCUCGGUGUCCGAUCGGCCUUUAAGGACUUUAUUGUCCCAGCGCAGAUCAUCCUCUUUUUCUCGAUUCUCAAUGCGCUCUGGCCGACGCUUCUCCGGAUUGUGACCACGACAAUCGAGUUCUUGGUCCUCGUUCUGUCGUCCUACAGUGCCUGUGCGCGCAACAGCGACAAUUGCUACUUUCUGGAGCCGCUGUUGCCGGAUGGACAGGAGGGGGCCUAUGCAGUCACCAUCCAAUGGACACUCCGCAUCGUCUUUUGCUUUCUCUUUUUUGGUGGGUUCGCUAUCAUCUCCAAGAGGAUGGAAAAGAUCUGGAGUACACUGUUGAGCAACCGACAAAGACCACGGUCAUUCUGGAGCCCUGAUAAUGUCGUGUCUUGGAUCCUCUCCUGCCCAGGGGCUCUCUGGUCCUACAUCGAACGACUCCUCCCAUGGAAAAUCUCCCGGUCCUUCCGCCAAUCGACUCCGACACGGUCAGGACAACGGCAUCGCAGGAAAGCCUCCGGGCUCCAGUCGGACGACCAAUAUUACUCCAGCUCGGCAAAGAGCAGAGCCAACUCCAUCUCUUCCUCCUUUCGUUCGGGCUAUGAACCACGCCGGGUUAAUGGUUCGAGCUGCGUCGACACGGACGCCAUCUCGGCUGGAUCAGGAUCGGAAUCAAGACCACGGUCUAAAAAGUCAAAGAAGCCGCGAGUACCAGAGGAGUCCACACUGCGGGAAAUAUCGUCCAUGCCACGUUCGCCACUCCACAACCAGUCCUCGCCUACCCAACCCGCCGCUUCAGAGUCGUCAGAGCUACCACCAUCAACAGCACCUUCGCCUGAGACGGCGACACCCAUGGACUCGAAAACUGCUACUCCCAUAUCAAACAAUAACAACGUUUCGAACACUACCACCGCCCCUGCAGCACAUGCAUCGGGAGCACUGAAAUCGGAAAAAAGCGACGCCGGCAUACCGACUGCUGCAAGCGCCAAUUCUGGAAUUGUGUACGAGACAGCGGACGACGACGACUUUAUCUCCACCGACCGUCGCCGAAGGAGGAGAGCCAAGGGCUUGAAAACCAACCUCGAUGCCCACUCCUCAGAGACUCUCAUCAAGCCGACACCAUGCCCGCAGGACGAAAAAGAAGCAAGCAGCAGCCAAUCAAACCCAUCGACAGGAUCCACCCGCUCAAGUCCCGUCCCAGAUCCGCCCAAGACCAUUACCAACACCAUCAACAAAAGCACCAGCAGCUCGUCGGCCCCCACUCAACCAACAUCACAUCCUUCUACCACUACCACCACUUCUACAAGCAACCCACAGGAUGGCCAUAAUUCUCAAAAAGCAGCAGGAUCUCAAGCUCAACAUCCGCUACCUUCAGGAAACCUCCACCAGCGACAGGAAAGCAAGACCAGGAAUCAGCAUCAAAAAUCGGCUUCCCAGACGCGGCGCAAAGACGAGGCAGAGUCACACUCAAAGACUCCACUCGGCCCUACACCCACCAACGUCUCACUCCCGCCUGUAACUUCAGCUUCAACUCCACUUGAUUCGGCACCCGACUCGACCUUUGUUCAUCCGCUGCAUGCCCUCAACUCGACAAGUUCGAUUGUUCGACUGAAGCCUUCGCACAAGCGCUCCCAAUCGGCACAACUCCCUUCAGUGUCUCCUUGGAGUAUCCCACAUUCAUCAACAUCAGCAGCAGGGUCUACAUCAGGAGCAAGUCAUUCGAAACUUGCUGGCGGGUCCUCUCUGAACCAGAUGACGCUUCCCGUGGACCUCACUGCUGAACAUGUCGACCCCUAUGCUUCCUCCUCGCAAACUUCGACUACAGCGCCAGCUACAUCUGCGACUUUGUCAGAGACCGACAAACUGGAGACCUCAGGAGCAGGUGAAUACGACUUGUUCGGUCCUUCCUCGGGUUGGUACUCACCUUUCCAGUCAGGGUUAGACAUUACGAUCGAGAGCGACCAGGAGAAAGGGAGACAUGGAUCAAGAUCUGUGACGCGACCUCGGGUAAAAAUCGAUGCGGCUACCCUGCAGUCCAAGUCGCGACCAACAUUGGGCUCAUUCUUACCGCCCUCCUCGUUCUUUGAGUCUUCACCCCGCACACCUCGGAUCAUGCCGUUCAGUCAGCAUUACAGAGAGGACUCUGGGGGUAAUUUCGGACGUGAUGCAGGAUCAGGAUCAGGAUCAGGAUCUGUGAUCGGAAUGGGGCUGACCGGGAAUGAGGAUUGGUCUAUGCGGACAAGAUCGUCUUCGAUUGCAGCACCAAUGACGCCUUUAUUGGAGUCUGACUGUGUUGACCCGAUGGAUUAUUUUGGCGGCAGUCGGAGCGCGAGCAGUAGUCGACGGGGCUCGGUUGAGAAUAAUCUCACAGAGUCGCUGUUAUCCGGCCGAGCCAGGAUGUUUGCUUCGUCGGACUCGUCAUAUGGAAGCACCCGUUUGUCGCAGAGCGGCAUCAGUUCCAGCCAGCAGUCGGCGGGAGCUUCCGGGAGCAUGAACCAGCCCUCGUUAUUGGGAAACAGCCCUUUCAUGUCACCACAUCACUUCAGCGCCACGAUCAGUAGCAGGAUUCAGGCUGCAGCAGUUGCAGCCCACUCCUCAGCCUCGAAUUCACCAGUUUUGGGAGGUCAGAGAACUUUGGAAUUGCCAAUGGCUAUCACCAACCCGACGGCGGCAAUAUCAGGAAUCUCAACAAGCAGCAGCAGCGGCAAAACCAGUUUGCUGUCGGAUGUUGGGUUCGAGUCCACGACUACUGCCAAUCCACUUUUGUCAGGAUUGUCAGGAGCGGCAGGAUCGACUCCGGCUCCGGCUUCGUCGCCAUCCACGGCGUUUGUGAACCCCUGGGAGUCCAACUAUCCGUACAAGUCAAGCUCCCAUACCAUGUCGGAUACAUUCCUGCCGUUUGGUCUUGGUUCCUCGAGCCUGAACAACAGCAGUACCAACCUUCUCGACCACCAGUUUCAGGUGGAUCAGGAUCGACAGUCGAGUUUGCUUCGGUUGAUGAAUAGCGGCGGCGGUAGUGCUGGUAGUAGCAUCGACCUGGGCAACGGUGGCGAUAUGGAUCCGAGGAUCGGAUCGCAGCUUCAUCAACACCAGCGGGAUGACAAUGAGUCGGAGGCAAUUCGGCGUGGAUUCUUGUUCCCCAACUUGGCUCACCACACCGGUGUAAGUUCGACCCCAUCCCUCCCUUUGCUUUCUGGGGAUCUCUCCGGCGGGAGUACAGGCGGAUUUCAUCCUUUUGCGUCUGUUGAGAUGUCGCUGGCCGCGGCAGCGAAUCAGCCACCGCCUCUGAUGCAGGAGGAACCCAUGUACGAUUUUGUUGAACUGUCGAUCCCGGAUUUGAAUCGCAAACCAGGAGGAGGAGGAGGAGGAGGAGGAGGAGGAGGAGGAGGAGGAGGAGGAGUUGGUCAUGACGGCCUUUCUUCCAUUGCUGCUACUGGAUCUUUGAGCGGCGCUGGUGGACCGAGCUCGUCGUCAUCAUCUUCGUUGACAGGCACUGGUGCUUUCCGAGUAACUGGAGGAGUUAGCGGAGGAGCUGAGGGUGGAGAGAAGAAGCAUCGAGAGAGAGGCGCAAGGCACGGAAGGAGUCGUUCAGGACACCAUAAAUCCGCCUCACUCGGAUCUUUCUUCCUACCUUUCCCGCCUGCUACGACUACAACUUCAUCGUCAUCGUCAUCGUCAUCGUCAGGAGCUGUUUCAGUAGUCGGCGGCGGUGAUCAUCAUCAUGGAUCUCCCGGGAUCCAAGGCAACAGUGCUGGUGUGCUCGGUUUUGAGGCUCCCUUGCAGUCUGGUCGACACCAUAACCAUGGUCAUUCUAGGCUUGGACGUGGAUCUGGUGCGGGUGGGAAGGAUAGCGAGUCUCGAAGGAGUCGUGCUUCUACAGGUGUUGAGCAGCAGGAUAUUGGUGGCGGCGGUAAUCAUAGCCGAGGAACGAGUCGGCAUUUUGAUGGGUCCAAUGGGAACAGCCGUGCGAAACGUGUGCCCAAGAAGGAUCAUCAGCAGCACCACCAGCAACAGUCGAACUCGCAUCAAACCCAGAACCAAAACCAGAACCAGAACCAGAACCAGGGCCAGAACCAGAACCAGCAGCAGUCUGGUGUCGUAAAUUAA
This is a messenger RNA of Linnemannia hyalina, 4551 nucleotides long. The record is from the annotation of a GenBank genome assembly. Lineage: Eukaryota; Fungi; Mortierellomycota; Mortierellomycetes; Mortierellales; Mortierellaceae.